UCAUCGGGCGGUUAGGCGUCGCGAACGAUCGCGAGAAGAUGAGACUUCAGCCCUUCAGUAGAGCUCCCGCUAAGACUUGCGCCACACGCACAGCCAUCCUUCAGCUCCAGCUACACUCGAGCAAAUAUAGGCACGCGGCUUCGUGCGCGGUUGCAUCCGUUGCAGAAUUUUCUCUGGCCCAACUGCAGAUUUGCCUCGUGCUGCGUGCAGCUCUCUUACUAUUAGCUGAAAUUCACGGGAAAUGGCUCUCGCCUCGGCGCGCGUUGCAGAUGUCGUCAAACACAGCUCUGAUAAGACUGUGGCACCUUCGAUUAGGAUAGGCAGCUCGAUUAGCACAACAACAGCAGCGGGUGCUGGCGCGUCCUUAGCGCCGGAGGAAGGGCUCAGGGAGCAAAGCCCUGAGCCAGCCGCGCGUGCAUCCGCCGCGCGGCCAAGUGCUGCGGGCCUCGGCGAGCCCGCUGUCAGCAUAGGCGUGUUCUCUGACGUAGUAGGAGGCACCGAGGAUGCAUCGGUGCCUGGCACUGCGGCUAAGCGCUCGACGACGCCUCCGCUCAAAGCUGGGCCGGCUCCGCCCUUCAUGCUCGACAGCUGCCCCUCCUUCCAGGAGCAGCAGGGCACUAAGCCAGUCUUCUUUGACAGGCACGCCACCUUCAAACGCGUGCGCGACGAGUCGCUAUCGCGGGUGUCCGAGGAGGAGCCCGCAGCACCAGCAGCGGAAGCUGCUGCUGCUGCUGGUGCUCCUGCUCUUGCCUCCGCCGCCCGAGGCGGCGCCGCUGAGCGCUGCCCCUACCUGCCCGACUGGAACAUCGCGCACAGCGGCGUGUGGGCGCUGGCGGAGGCGGGCCUGAUCCGGGCCAUGGAGGCGAAAGCUGCCAGCGACCACGUCGCCGCAAACCAGACUGCUGGCAGCGCGGCCACCGCCGCCGUGGCAGCGGCAGCAGCGGCGGUGCCGCACCGAGACACCGCCACCACCAUCGAGCACCUGACGCAGCUGCUGCCGCGACCCACGCCCGUCGAUGUACCCAUGCACGAGGAGGCGGAGAGGGCGGCGGCAGCGACGGUGGCGGGCGGCGGCGACGGCGCCGCCGCGGGCGCCUUGGGCGACUUCAACAGCCCAGUCACAGGCCGGUCGAAGCACGCUACGCCCUUUGCCACGCACCAAGUCAACCUGGAGCAGCAGCAGCCUUCGCCGUCUCUGGCAGCGGCGGCGGCAGCAGCCCCCAACGCCGCAGCCGCCUCUCCUGCGCCGCCAAACAGUGCGGGUGCGGCGGCGGCGGCGGCGGUGGCGGCGCGGCAGCCGUCCGUGAGCUCGUCACAGUCAUUCACCUUGGGCCGGUCGGCGGUCGGCGGCACCAACGCCAACGCCAACGGCGGCGGCUCGCCGUCAGCGGGUACUGAGGCCGUGGGCUCCUCGCUCCGCUCCUGGCUAUCACGUGCGCGCAGCGUGGGCCACGCCCACGGCCCUGGUGGUGCCGCCGCCGCAAACGGCAGCCCCGCCGCGGCGUGGCGUGUGCCGUUGGGCCUCGGCUCCGCCCUCACUCCCUUCCAGUCGCUGCGUGGCUCCAUGCGGCGCACCCACACCAACUUCCAGCUGAGCGAGGGCGGUGGCAGCGCCGCCGCCGCCGCCGCCGAGUCCCCGCGCGCCGGCGGCAUCGCCGCCGCCGGGCUCCGCCACGGGCGCGCGCACCACAGCGUCGCCUUUGCCGCCGGCCUGGCAGCCGCCACCUCCACCGCCGUCGCCGUGUCGUCGGCCGGCGGUGUGGCGGUGUCGGGCUUUGUCGGCGCCGCCACCGCCGCCACGACCGCCGCCGCCGCGUCCAUGGCGGCUCUGUCGACGGCGUCUGCAGCGGUGCAGCUGGGCGGUCACGCGAUUGAGGCGGGCAGUGACAUGCUGUUGAACCGGGUGCAGGGCAAGGCCAUGAAGAAGGCCUCUGCGCUGGUUGCUGACGCGGUGCUGGGCCCCGCCGCCUCCGCCGGACUGCGGCACGGGCUGCUGCAGCGGCUGCGCGCCACCGUGGCGGGCGCCAGCGUGGCCUGGUUCGUGAUGAACCACAUGGCUCUGAGCGACGGCCUGGUGCACCUGGACUUUGAACACGACUUUGUGCACAGUGCCAAGCUGAUGCUGGACCUGGCCACCAGCGGGCCGCAGGUGCUGGAGAACUGCCGCGAGCUGAUGCAGAUUGGAGUGGCGCUGACCAUGGGCAUGGCAGGCCGCAACAGCAGCACCGGCGGCGCCGCCGACGGCAGCAUGCACGCCGGCGGCGGCGCUGGCGAGGGCGGUAUGCUCAUGGGGUCCAGUCUGGCAGACGCGGUGGCGGCGGAGGCGGCGGCGACCGCCGCAGCGGCGGGCGAUGCGGCAACGGGGGGCCUGGUGGCGGCGGCCGCUAUGGCGGUGGCGGUGGGCGGCACCGCCGGCGGGUUGCUAGCAGAGGCUGGCAGCGCGGGUGGCGGCACGGCUCUGAAGGAAGCGCUGCAAGGGGCGCUUCACAAUAUCGAGAGCCUGGCUGCGCGCGACGGCAGCUUCGGGCGGCUCGUGUGAAGUAAGCAGCCGUAAGUGUUUUUUUGCGGCAAUGACGCCUCAAGGGUUCGUAAUACCGUAUGCGUUGAGUAGCGAUGAAGGCAUGGAGCUUACGUGGAAAGCAGGGGUGCCGGCCGCAUCGGCCGGUGGUGGCGACGUGCAUAAUGCACGCUACCCGCAAUGCAUCCCGAGGUCGAAGAAAAUGCGGGUCGUAAACGUGAAGAAAUUUCUUUCGACUGAACUGCGUGGCAGUCCACGACGGCGCGACGGGUGGCGGGAAGUAGGGUGCCGUGUAUGAGUCGGACGCGUCUCAGCACGCGAGCGGCCGGGAUGUUUCCAACCUGGCUGCACCACGUGUGUUUAUAAGCACUGAUUACGUACAUAAAACCGGAUACGGUAUGCAUGGGACCACCCGGGUAUCUGGUGGCGGAUGGCGGGGAGACGCGACGGUGCAAUUGCCUCAUUUGUUGGUUCCGGUUGCCGCUCGCUCGGGACCAGCGCUGGGCAGCUGGAGUCUUGGGCAGGGCAUGGGGCAGCGGGGUUGGGCGGGAUGAUCGGAGCCGGCUGUACGUAUGAUGAAAUUCUUGCCGGUAACUUCUGGCCGCUACGCAGGGUGCGGAACAACUAAGUAACAAGUGGUGUUGCAGGAUGAGCGGUGUGACGCUGUGGGCGAGGCUGUGUUUGAGAGGGAGAGCCAUUUUCUUGUUUUUCGGAUGGGCAUAGUCGAGAAUACGAGUUUGGAGCGCAAUGAAUUGAGCUGACCACUGCUGGAACGGGGCCAAGCUUCUGCCUUAGGUUCGGGUAGGGACAUAAUGGCAGGGUGCAAGAGAAUGCAACGCCCGGUUUGCGUGGGCAGCAGGAAAGCGGGUGCGAUACCGUGUGCGCACUCACAUUCAGGAGCGGCGUUGUGGACGUUCGCAGAGAAUGGGAGCACCCAGUGCUGCGGGAAUGCUUGGAAACCGAAGCACGUAUAGGGAGUUCCGGCCCGUGUGCUGUGGGGUUGUGCGACCGUAGGAGAUAGAGGCAGGGAUGAAGGUGGCCAGCGGAUUGUUUGAACAGGACUGACUGGGACGUUUGCGUGCCGCGCAUGUCAGCCGUGCCUCCUGUCUUGCUGCGGAGCAGAGUGGAGCCCCAGACGCUGCACUGUGCACCGGAACGGAGUCUAGGCGGGUACAUGCGUGCCGAGGAGAUGUAUGCCGUGAGGGGCUGGCUGGAAAGGGCGCUGUGUGUGUGUGUGUAUUGGUGUUGGUGCGAGUGUGUGCGUGCUCAUACGGCACCAACGCGCAUCGCACACGCACACGCAGCCGUCCUCACGCCUGGACAGGGCCCUGGGCAAUGCAUGGGCAUUUGCGCCAGGCACACGCCCCCCUUCGCGCUGGCUGUGGCCGGGACUGUGGAAAGCUUGCAUGGCUGGGACUGCAUGACUCGUGACGGCCGCCCCGCUGCGGCCUGCGCUACGGCCCCCUAGAGCUGCAAAGCUACUUGCUGGCUAAUAUAUAUAUUUAUAGCUCAGAUCUGAGUCAUCCAGGCAAGUAAGUGCGCAGCCAAACUCGCUCAUCACGCCGACCUACGACCAUGCGUGCCGCCGCUCUCGGCUGCUCUUCGCUCUGACGCCGGAAGGGAGUGGUAGUACGUCGUCGCAGUCACAGCCUGGCUUGCUUGCCGGCGCUGCUAUCGGGACGGGUGGGCGCGCACGGGAUGGGUGAGUGGGUUGAAGGUCGUACUGUACCGUAUGCUGGUCAUCAGCUGGUGUCGCUGGAUCAGGCUACCGUUGUGGUCUGUCCCGGUAGUAUCUGCUUAACCGCGUAUAUGUAACCGCGUAUAUGUGUGUACGGUUUGCGGCGCAAUCACACACGUAUGGACGGGCAGCUAGGAAGAGGGAAGCCGCCGGCAGCAUUGUUGUUACGUGCAUGGUGGUGGUUGGUGGUUGUGCUGAUGGGAUGGAGCUGCUCUGCACUGCCGAUGAGUGUUUUGCUGCGUUAUCCUUAAGGACUAGCUAGCAGAUAACAGACCAUCAUUUCAGCAGCACCGCACAACAAUGAGUGCACGCUGCGCCGCCGGCUGGGAUGCCGGCUGGUGCGUGUGUAAGAUUCAGAUGAGAUGCAUGGCUGAGUAAGGCUAGCUAGCUGGGCUCGCUUGCCAGGGCGGGGUGGCAUCUGGUGUCCUGCACACGCAGUCGCACGCACGGCGGGGCGAACUCAGCAGGUGUCCAUCCUCCAUGAACAGAGCUUAGAAAGAUCGAUUGUAUGGACAACGCACGUGUAUUUACUGGAAGAGUUCCAAGUAUCGAACACAGCACACAGCCAUAGUUGGCCUGGGCUAAGUGUGCUGCGUGCAUGUAACGCAUGCACAAU
Messenger RNA from Chlamydomonas reinhardtii, 4872 nucleotides. RefSeq lists its product as uncharacterized. The coding region runs from base 242 to 2539 and encodes 765 amino acids. The record is from RefSeq and is a predicted model, not a curated record. Lineage: Eukaryota; Viridiplantae; Chlorophyta; Chlorophyceae; Chlamydomonadales; Chlamydomonadaceae. The transcript is spliced from 5 exons.